GCGGUGACUCAGUCACAGAAAAACAAACGACUCUUCCCGUCUCACCUACACAUAACCAGUCUCGCCAGCGGACCGGAUCAGCAUGUCGGGACCGCGCGCAGUCGUCCCGUCCCUCGAGACGGUCAGGUCCGUCCUCUCCGCCCCGGUCGCGACGAACAGCACCAAGAAGCCGACCCUCGUCCCCGUCUACCGCCAGAUCUCCUCCGACCUCAUCACCCCGUCCGCCGCCUAUCUCAAGGUCUCCGCCCACUACAAGGACUCGGACUACUCCUUCCUCUUCGAGAGCGCCGCCACCGAACGCGUUGGCCGCUACAGCUUCGUCGGUGCCGGCCCCCGGAAGCUGCUCGCCACUGGCCCCGGCUAUGGCCCGGAGUGCGACCCUCUGCCGGCCCUCGAGGCCGAGCUGGCGCAGCACGUCGUCGCCCACGUCCCCGGCUUGCAGCUCCCGCCCAUGGCCGGCGGCGCCAUUGGAUACGUCGGCUACGACUGCGUGCGGUACUUCGAGCCCAAGACAGCGCGGCCGAUGAAGGAUGUCCUCCAGAUCCCUGAGUCGCUGUUCAUGCUCUUCGACACCAUCGUGGCAUUUGAUCGCUUCUACGGCGUCAUCAAGGUCAUCACCUACCUCCACGUCCCCGAGGACGCCUCCCAGCUCGAGGCCGAGUACCAGAAGGCGAUAAAGGUCAUUGACGAGCUCGUGGUCGUUCUCAACGCCCCAGAGAUCCCGAUCCCCGAGCAGAAACCUAUCCAGCUCAACCAGGAGUACACGUCCAACGUCGGCCAGAAGGGCUACGAGAACCACGUCACGGAGCUGAAGAAGCACAUCGUCAAGGGCGACAUCAUCCAGGCCGUGCCCUCGCAGCGCUUCGCCCGCCCGACGAGCCUGCACCCCUUCAACAUCUACCGUCACCUGCGGACGGUGAACCCGUCGCCGUAUCUCUUCUACGUCAACUGCAAGGACUUCCAGAUCGUCGGCGCAUCACCCGAGCUGCUCGUCAAGUCCGAGGGCGGGCGCAUCAUCACGCACCCGAUCGCCGGCACCGUCAAGCGUGGCAAGACGCCCGAGGAGGACCAGCAGCUCGCCGACGAGCUCCGCAGCUCCCUCAAGGACCGCGCCGAGCACGUGAUGCUUGUGGACCUCGCGCGCAACGACGUCAACCGCGUCGGCGACCCGUACACAGUCCGCGUGGACCACCUCAUGGUCGUCGAGAAGUUCAGCCACGUCCAGCACCUCGUCUCGCAAGUCUCGGGCGUCUUGCGCCCGGGCCAGACGCGUUUCGACGCCUUCCGGAGCAUCUUCCCCGCCGGUACCGUCUCGGGCGCGCCCAAGGUGCGCGCGAUGGAGUUGAUCGCAGAGCUGGAGAAGGAGAAGAGGGGCAUCUAUGCCGGCGCGGUCGGGUACUUUGGAUACGGCGGCCUCGAUGAGAAGGGCCAGGAGGUUGAGGGCGCUAUGGACACGUGUAUUGCGCUGCGGACGAUGCUCGUCAAGGAUGGCGUGGCGUAUCUGCAAGCUGGUGGUGGUAUCGUAUUUGACUCUGACGAGUACGACGAGUGGAUGGAGACGAUGAACAAGCUCGGGGCCAAUAUGCAGUGCAUAACGACGGCGGAGGAGCUUUAUUAUGAGCAACAGCAGGCAGCGGGUAAAUGAUGAUAGAGAAAAGUUCAUAUUUCCAACGUUUUAAAUUUGAUACCUCGAAAUCUAGUUGGUCCUUGCGCCGAUUGACGGGAACGAGGAAACGGAUAGGCCGUUUCAACUCAUGAGUCUACCAAGCUCACAGCGUGUAAGCGGCUUUGUGAGGAUAUCCUAGCGUGGCUACUCCAUUCACAGUUUUCCUCCAAGAUCUUAUGAUUGGGUAUACCCAUUCGGAAGCACCAAGCCUUGCCGGCUACACCUCUCGAGGCUGAUUAUAUGUGUUCAUCUUUACUCAUUACUAAUAUGGGUGGACGGGAGUCUCAGACCCCUUGGUCGUCACACCCGCCAGACUACUCAACUGUGUUCCCCAGAACCCCAGAAGAGACCGUCGUUAGUUCAUUACUAUGAUAUACAUUAUACGCAUGACCAUGCUGCUUUAUGCUUUUACAAACAUGUUGUAUGAGGGUAUGAAAACCGACCCGACACCG
Colletotrichum navitas is the source of this 2118-nucleotide messenger RNA. RefSeq names its product anthranilate synthase component I. The transcript has 4 exons. Gene Ontology annotation, molecular function: anthranilate synthase activity. The record is from RefSeq and is a predicted model, not a curated record. Gene Ontology annotation, biological process: L-tryptophan biosynthetic process. The coding region runs from base 83 to 1645 and encodes 520 amino acids. Lineage: Eukaryota; Fungi; Ascomycota; Sordariomycetes; Glomerellales; Glomerellaceae.